AUGUCGCUUUCCGAACCUCCAAACCAAUACUCUUACUCCCCCUCUCUGCACUGGAACCCACGGGUUCACCAAUACUUCCUCAAUGCCUACGGCGCCGACCACUUCUCUCGCAUAUCCGCUGCGCUAACACGACCUUCUUGCUACUCUUGCAUUCGAGUUAACACACUCAGGUCCGCGGCGGAUGCCGUCGUGGAGAAGCUGCGCUCGCUCGUCUCGACUACGGCAGUGCAGUACGAUUCUGAAGAUGGGGUGGCUAAUUCAUUGAAGGAGUUUUUGGAAGAUGCACCUGCUCCUUUUUCCAAGUGCAAGAUUCCCGGGCUUGAUUAUGUGGUGUUUGUUUGGGGCUCGGGACCGCACCGUAUCGACUAUGGUGAGGCGCCUCCCAAGGAGGUCAUUGUUAGUAGGAAGUGUGCCGAGGCAGUUCUUCGAGGUGCUCAGGUAUAUGUUCCUGGUGUGAUGGCUUGCAGUGCUCAUGUUGAGAAAGGAGAUACAGUUGCGGUUUCGGUUGCUGUGGAGCAGCAGGGUGCUGAUGGGGGAUGGGGUAUUGCUAUGACACGGGGCACUGUUCUCCAAGGAUUAGAGACAGAUACUUAUUAUUUUGAACGGAAUGGGCUUUAUAUUGGGCAAGGAACAGCUAUGAUGUCAAGGGCUGGGAUGUUCCGUGUUUCUGAAGGAGUUGGUGUGGAUAUGAAGGAUAGAGUAUAUGAUCUUCAUUCUUUUCAUAAUGUGCUCGAGGGAGAAAUAUUUCUUCAAAAUUUGCCAAGCAUUAUUGCUGCUCAUGCAUUAGAUCCACAAAUGGGUGAACGAAUACUGGAUAUGUGUGCUGCACCUGGAGGGAAAACAACCGCAAUUGCAAUACUUAUGAAGGAUGAAGGAGAGAUCAUUGCAACAGAUAGGUCUCAUAAUAAGGUGCUGGAUAUUCAGAAAUUAGCAGCUGAAAUGGGCUUGAGUUGUAUAAAGACAUUUAAACUAGAUGCUCUUAAAUCUGUUUGUCGAAGAGAUGAUAUUGAUACUUUUACUGAUCCAUGCUGUAAUAAUGCCAAAAAUGAUGUGACAAAUCCAGUGUCUGAUUCCCCAAAUUUGGAAGUUGAAAGAGUGUCACCCAUUGUUACAGAAGGUAAAGAUGAACAGACAAACAGAGGAGUUUAUGUUAGCAAAGCUGAGGCCCGGAAGAACAUGCGAAGGGCUCGAAAUGGACCUGGAAGAAAUCAGUGUGUUGGUGGUAGGGUUGAUCGCUCAAAAGGUUUUCAUCCUGACAGUUUUGAUAGAGUUCUUCUUGAUGCUCCCUGUUCUGCCCUUGGUUUAAGGCCUCGAUUAUUCGCUGGAGAGGAAACAAUUGAAUCUUUAAGAAACCAUGCAAAAUACCAGAGAAGGAUGUUCGACCAGGCUGUUCAAUUAGUUCGACCAGGAGGAGUAAUUGUCUAUUCCACUUGUACGAUUAAUCCUGGUGAGAAUGAAGCAUUAGUUCGAUAUGCUUUGGAUAAAUACAAAUAUCUGUCAUUGGCACCGCAGAAUCCAAGAAUAGGAGGACCGGGUCUAGUUGGUAGCUGCGAAUUUCCUGAUGGAUAUGUAGAGGAGUGGUUACGACCUGGGGAGGAAGAGCUUGUUCAGAGGUUUGAUCCAUCAUCUCCCCUUGAUACAAUUGGGUUUUUCAUUGCCAAGUUUCUCGUCGGGUCUAAAGAUACAGCUAUUCAUUAA
Messenger RNA from Sphenostylis stenocarpa, 1698 nucleotides. The record is from the annotation of a GenBank genome assembly. NCBI's taxonomy places the organism in Eukaryota, Viridiplantae, Streptophyta, Magnoliopsida, Fabales, Fabaceae.